AUGCUCCGAUUCCUGCUUGGAUUUGCUUUUGGCAACCUGGUUGGAAUGCAUCUGGCUCAGAAUUAUGACAUACCACACCUGGCUAAAAAACUUAAAGAAAUCGAAAAGGACUGGUAG
Molecule: messenger RNA, 117 nt
Organism: Phyllostomus hastatus (greater spear-nosed bat)
Lineage: Eukaryota; Metazoa; Chordata; Mammalia; Chiroptera; Phyllostomidae
Product: short transmembrane mitochondrial protein 1-like
Exons: 1
Coding region: 1-117 (38 amino acids)
Source: RefSeq, a predicted model, not a curated record